UUUUAAAGGCCCAUGUGUUUUUCGGUUCGUUUCUCUAGUGGAAAAGCGUAUGAUUUGUGAAAACGGGGGCCGUAGCGAAGAAACAUACAAAUAACGAAACUGGUAGGCCGAUAAAUCUAUGCGUGUGUAGGGCCUUUAAAGGAACUAGUGUUGUCAAAAAGAGAUUUCACAUGUGAAUUGAAUUAAAAUUUUGUGUUUGAUUUUCUUAUUUGGAUCUUUAACUUUAUAAAAACUUUGGAGCGUAAACUUUAUAAAAAGGAUGUCAUUUACAUCGCGUCUUUGUCGUGUUAUCAACUCGUCGGCACACGUGCAGCGUUAUGCAACUCGCGCGCUUGCCAGUGGAACACUGACAUCAUGGUCAUUUCGCUGGAAUCAACAUUUGGGAAGAAAUAGUCUCCAAUUUGUGCGUUACAUUGCUUCAGAAUCCACAGCAUCAGCGACAGCCGAUGAUAAGGGACGUUUGCACACUAUAAUUAGGCAAACAGAGAAGCCGGUUGGCGAGGUUGAUAAGCACGAAUUUCAGGCGGAAACGCGAAUGCUAUUGGAUAUUGUAGCUCGUUCAUUGUAUUCUGAGAAUGAAGUAUUUGUUCGUGAAUUAAUUUCAAAUGCUAGUGAUGCACUGGAGAAGUUUCGCUACACUGUACAUACAGCUGGAGAAAACGAGAAAAACUAUGAAGCUACGGACCGUUCGCUGGAGAUCCAUAUUGCUACUGAUAAGCAGUUAAUGCAAUUGACGAUACAGGAUACCGGUAUAGGCAUGACACGGGAAGAGCUUAUCAACAAUUUGGGUAUGAUAGCCCGAAGUGGGUCUAAAAAGUUUCUAGAGCAAGUGAAAGAAAAAGGUGGUGGUAUGGAAAAUUCAUCGAAUAUUAUUGGGCAAUUCGGUGUUGGGUUCUAUUCUGCUUUUAUGGUUGCUGACAAAGUGGAAGUAUUUACGCGCUCUUCGAAGGCUAAUUCACAGGGUUUGAGGUGGGCAUCUGAUGGAUCUGGUUCAUAUGAAAUUCAAGAGGCGGAUGGCGUGGCCCAUGGUACCAAAAUUGUUAUUCACUUAAAACCUGAAUGCAGGGAAUAUGCAGAUGAGGACCGCAUUAGAGCGGUUAUUAAAAAGUAUAGUAAUUUUGUUGGCUCACCAAUAUUCCUAAAUGGCCAGCGCGCAAAUGACAUUCAGCCUUUAUGGUUGAUGGAACCGAAAGAUGUUUCACAAGACCAGCAUAAUGAUUUUUACCGUUUUAUUGGUAAUACAUUUGACACACCUCGUUUCGUCCUGCAUUAUAAGACUGAUGUGCCACUUAGCAUACGCGCCUUGCUUUACUUCCCCGAAGGUAAACCUGGCUUAUUUGAUCUGACCCGUGAUGCUAAUGUCGGCAUAGCGCUUUACACACGCAAAGUUUUAAUCCAAUCGAAAACCGACAACCUCGUACCCAAAUGGCUUCGAUUCAUUAAAGGUGUCGUUGAUUCAGAAGAUAUCCCGCUUAAUUUAAGUAGGGAGCUGCUACAGAACAGCGCUUUAAUCAAAAAACUUUCAAACGUGCUGGCAAGUCGAGUAUUACGCUUCCUACAGGAGCGUGCCAAUAAGCAACCUGAAGAGUAUGCCGCUUUUUACAAAGAUUAUGGCUUGUUCUUGAAAGAAGGCAUAGUUACAUCAAAUGACCACAAUGAAAAGGAAAAUAUUGCAAAACUUUUGCGAUUUGAAUCAUCCAAGAAUAUGGAUGGCAAUCGUGUCUCUCUUUUAGACUAUUUUACGAACGUUGGCGAACAAAAAGAUAUAUACUAUCUGGCUGCGCCAAAUCGAAUUCUAGCUGAAUCUUCUCCUUACUAUGAAAGCUUGAAGAAACGUGGUGUUGAAGUACUAUUCUGUUACGAACCCUACGAUGAACUAGUGCUUAUGCAAUUAGGAACAUUCCAAGGCAAAAAAUUAGUAUCUGUUGAAAAAGAAAUGCGUGAGGAUGGCGCAGCCGAGAAUAUAACAGACUAUGGAGAAGGCAGUCUGUUACGUACGCAGAUAGACGAACUCUUGCCUUGGAUAAAGGAGCGACUGAAAGGAAAAGUGGCAAAUGUAAAAGUGACAACGCGCCUGGAUUCGCAUCCUUGUGUAAUUACAGUCGAAGAAAUGGCUGCUGCCCGACAUUUCAUAAGGACACAAAGUCAUCAAUUGCCCGAGGAAAACCGGUUUGCCCUAUUGCAGCCACAACUGGAGAUCAAUCCCAAGCACGAAAUUAUCAAGAAGCUGAAUAAGCUACGAACAAGUGAUCCGGACCUCGCGGAAUUGGUUACGCAACAGCUUUUCGCGAAUGCCAUGGUAGGAGCUGGAUUGGCUGAAGAUCCACGAACCCUGCUAGUAACCAUGAAUGAUUUAUUAACAAAGGCAUUGGAGAAACACUAGAAAAUUUUGCUUUAAGGUGUGCAAUUGAGGAACAUUAGUCAUAGUUUUUAUUUGAUACAAAUUUAGUUGUUUUCGGUAUGAAGA
Molecule: messenger RNA, 2467 nt
Organism: Rhagoletis zephyria (snowberry fruit fly)
Lineage: Eukaryota; Metazoa; Arthropoda; Insecta; Diptera; Tephritidae
Gene: Trap1
Product: TNF receptor associated protein 1
Biological process (GO): protein folding
Molecular function (GO): ATP binding; ATP hydrolysis activity; ATP-dependent protein folding chaperone
Source: RefSeq, a predicted model, not a curated record